AUGAUGAGUGCAUGUGAGAGGUGCACACUUUGGGAGCAGUCUAUGAGCACCCUUGGAAUGUUGGAGGAAGAUCCUCAGGUAGUUUGUGAUGUGGUCACCCUCACCUCAGCGAUCGGUGGGGUGGAGUGGCCAUGGGCAGUGGAGCUGUUGAAAUUGAUGCCCCAACGAGGUGUGAAAGCCAAUGUGGUGGCCUUUAGCUCCGUCAUCAGUGCCAUUGGAGAGCCGGAAGGACGCACACCAAGUGGAUCAAGUGAACCCAGUGGUUACGAAGAGGAAGGAGGAAAUGAAGAAGACGAAUCCUCAGAGCUAUGGCCCGCCGUGGAUGUGUGGCCGAUGGCCCUGCAGGUCCUGGAUCUCAUGGGGGAUGAUGAGGUGCCACCAAAUGAUAUCAGUUGCAACAGUGCAAUCAUCGUUUGUGGCCGUGGUGGGCAGUGGCAGCUGGCUUUGUCUUUGCUUUGGAGCAUGCUGCGGAGUCGCUAUGCUGUCGACCUUUAUACUGGCUAUUCCACUGUUUGGGCCUGCGAGACGGCUGGGGAAUGGGAAUUGGCUUUGGAAAUCUUGAAAGUUAUUCCGGAGACCCGAGCCAAACCCAAUGUCUUUGGCUGUGCAUCUGAUGUGAACCUUUGCUACCGGCAAAACCGGUGGCAGCUGGGACUCUACUUGAUCAACAUCCUCUCACAGGUAGCGCUGCUUCGAAUCUGA
Molecule: messenger RNA, 702 nt
Organism: Durusdinium trenchii
Lineage: Eukaryota; Dinophyceae; Suessiales; Symbiodiniaceae
Source: the annotation of a GenBank genome assembly